Molecule: messenger RNA, 816 nt
Organism: Parastagonospora nodorum SN15
Lineage: Eukaryota; Fungi; Ascomycota; Dothideomycetes; Pleosporales; Phaeosphaeriaceae
Exons: 3
Coding region: 1-816 (271 amino acids)
Source: RefSeq, a predicted model, not a curated record
AUGGCAGUAAUAUGGGGCCUCGACCUCCACGACAUGAAAUGGAGUGCUUUCUCCAACUCAUACAUGUGGAAGAACACAGACUACCACAUGCGACGAACAAGAUUCAUCAUCUACCAGUGCGCAAUGAUCCUGUGCGUGGUCAGCGAAAGUCUAGGCACGGCAGCGUUGAGUGACUACGUUGACCAACAAGCCUUCAUGGAAGCUCAAUUUCCGGCCUCAUACGUCCACAAUAACAACUUCAUCGCCAUCGCGUCCUUCAACAUCUUCGUCGGCAUCUUCGUCGCCACCAUUUUCGGCGCCGCCUUCUUCUUCGACCUCUUCUGGCCAGAGCGCCACGAAUCGCCGGCCGUUAAGAUGGCGUGGCGCAUCUGCUCCGUGCUCGCGUGCGUAUUGACACUCGCAUGCGCGCUGACAUACACGAUCAUUGUGGCGACCAAGAGCGCGUAUGUCACGGGGUCAGAUGAGCAAACGGCGGAGAGGGAGCUCGCUAUGUACGGUGGCAGUCCAUUGAAGUAUAGAGAGAAUGGCCGGGCGAUUGCUAGUGUGGUCUUCUUGUGGCCCGGCAUGGUCUUUACAUUUGUGAGCACCUACUUGUUGUGGCACUCGAUCGCACACAUCGACGCACACGGCCCAAAGUCGAUGCACGCGCGUACCCGCGAUGGUAUAUCGAAACCUGUCACUGAAAAGCCCGUCGACAACGGCAGCCUCGCAGAUUCGACAGCUGAUGGCGCUGGGCUCCCACAGCCUGGUCACACCUAUGCGAAGCCGGAAGGGUUCCAUGACCGCAACGCAGAUGCGAAUCACAGCGUCGUAUGA